AUUGACAAAGAGAGCUAAACAUGAUUGAACAUAAAAACUAAAACAGUAUUAGUUACUAUAGCUACAGAACAGAACAGAACAGAGGCCUCUCUGUUCCUAAGACUAUAUAUAUGUUGUUAUCAUACAAUAACAUCUUUGUGUGCUUCUCGUGCCUUGUUCUUCACUUUAUAACUAAUAACUCACCUUUAUACCUCUUCUCUCAUGUGACUCUUUUCUUCUCUUCCUACCUUCAAUCCUCAUUAUGUUUUUUUGAGUUUAUUCUCUAUCUUCUUCAUCUUAGAACCCACAAAACUUGAUCAUAUAUAUCUGAGAUGAUGCCCCCUGAGCAAGAAACAACUAUUAAUGCACCAAAUAGCAUUUCACCAAACACAAACAGAACAGAAACCAUCUCUAUCCAUGGUGAGCCAGAAGGUUCUUCUUCUAAUAAAGUUAAACCCAGUUUGGAUAUUGAUCAUAACGCCAUUAAUAUUCCUUCUCAUCCAACUACACCAAUCACAUCAUUUUCUAUUCUACCUCAAUCCUUGCGUCCGGUUACCAUCAAAUUUGAAGAUGUUUCAUACAGCAUAACCUUAACAAACCAAAAGAAAAACGGUUGUGUUUUGGGAAAAGAAUCAAAAGUAACAAGAAAAAUUCUCAAUGGAGUCACCGGAAUAGCAAAACCAGGCGAGUUAACUGCAAUGUUGGGUCCAUCAGGAAGUGGCAAAACCACCCUACUAACCGCCUUAGCCGGAAGACUAACCGGAAAAGUCACCGGAACAAUAACAUACAACGGAAACUCAGACUCAUCCUACAUUAAACGCAAAAUAGGUUUUGUUUCACAAGACGACGUCGUUUACCCUCACUUAACAGUGUUAGAAACAUUAACCUACAGUGCUCUAUUAAGACUUCCCAAAACACUCACCAGAGGAGAGAAAAUCGAACACGCGGAGAGGAUAAUUACGGAAUUAGGCCUCACGCGUUGUCGAAAUUCUCCUGUCGGUGGGUGUAUGGGACUUUUCCGAGGAAUCUCCGGUGGAGAAAGGAAACGGAUGAGUAUUGCACAAGAAAUGUUGGUGAACCCGAGUUUGUUGUUGUUGGAUGAACCAACUUCCGGUUUGGAUUCGACCACGGCUCAACUUAUUGUUUCGGUUCUUAAAGGAUUGGCUCGGUCCGGUCGAACCGUUGUUACUACUAUUCAUCAGCCUUCGAGCCGGUUGUAUAGGAUGUUUGAUAAAGUUGUGGUUUUGUCUGAUGGGUACCCGAUUUAUAGUGGUAAUGCGGGUCGGGUUAUGGAUUAUCUUGGAUCUGUUGGAUUUGUUCCGGGUUUUAACUUUGUUAAUCCUGCUGAUUUUCUCCUUGACCUUGCUAAUGGCAUAGUUGCUGAUGUGAAACAUGAUGAGAUAGAGAAGCAUGAUCAAGAUCAAGCUUCAGUGAAACAGUCACUAAUUUCAUCCUAUAAGAAAAACUUAUACCCUGCUCUUAAAGAAGAUAUUCAGCAAAAUAACACUGAACCACUGGUUUUUCCAUCAAGAGGAACAUCCAGACGUUCUUCUGAAAACCAAUGGAACACUAGCUGGUGGGAGCAAUUCAAGGUUCUGCUCAAGAGGGGUCUACAAGAGAGGAGACAUGAAUCUUUUUCUGGCUUAAAGAUUUUCCAAGUCUUGUCUGUGUCCAUUCUUUCUGGACUCCUUUGGUGGCACUCUGAUCCCUCACACAUACAAGAUCAGGUGGGACUACUAUUCUUCUUCUCGAUCUUCUGGGGAUUCUUCCCUCUCUUUAAUGCAAUCUUUGCAUUUCCACUUGAUAGACCAAUGCUAAAAAAAGAAAGAUCAUCAGGAAUGUACCAUCUCUCCUCCUACUAUGUUGCUAGGAUGGUAGGAGACUUACCAAUGGAGCUUGUUCUUCCAACAAUCUUUGUAACCAUCACCUAUUGGAUGGGUGGUCUUAAGCCUUCUUUGGUUACAUUUGUGUUAACCCUUUUGAUCAUGCUUUUCAAUGUUCUAGUCUCUCAAGGAAUAGGCUUAGCACUUGGUGCAAUUCUAAUGGAUGUUAAGCAAGCCACAACUCUAGCUUCAGUGACAAUGUUGGUUUUUCUUUUAGCUGGUGGUUACUACAUUCAGAAAAUGCCUUCUUUUAUAGCUUGGCUAAAGUACUUUUCUUUCAGUCAUUACUGUUAUAAGUUGCUUGUAGGGGUGCAGUAUUCAGUAAAUGAGAUCUAUGAAUGUAGACAAGGGUUGCAUUGUAGGGUAAGAGAUUUUCCAGCCAUUAAGUGUUUGGAGAUUGGUAAUAUGUGGGGAGAUGUGGCUGCAUUGACUGUAAUGUUUGUUGGAUACAGAGUUGUUGCAUAUUUAGCUUUGAGGAUGGGACAGCCUAAAUGCCUAAGAACUUAAUGGAUUAGAAGCUAUGCAUAUCACUGACACUUCUGAUUAUAGGCGUGUCUGGUUUCAGACACGACACCGACAUAUGUGGUUAUAUUCAAUUAUUUUCUCUAAUUAUUAUAUUAUUAGAAAGAAGUGUCAAUGUCGGUGCGAGCCGUGUAUGCGUCAAUGCUUCAUAGAUCAAAAGAGAUUAUAGUAUUUAUUUUCAAGAUUGGCUGUUCCAAUCACUGCCUUAGUUAAAUUAAGAGUUAAUUCAAUUUGAAUUGUAAGGGAAAUAUCUUAGUUCCUUGUGAAUAAUUGACAUGAAAUGAAACAAUCGAUGAUUGUAGAAUUUAGUCCAAAUUCUUUAUGGAGAAAAACCAAAUGUACUAGUUAGACUUCAUCUGAUUGUACAAUGGUGUAAUGUUUCAAUUUGCAAAAGUUAUAUUCCUUAGUAAAUGCAUAUUCUCUCAGCAUUCUGUA
Messenger RNA from Trifolium pratense (red clover), 2819 nucleotides. Its product is annotated as ABC transporter G family member 21. Lineage: Eukaryota; Viridiplantae; Streptophyta; Magnoliopsida; Fabales; Fabaceae. Gene Ontology annotation, cellular component: membrane. The transcript is spliced from 5 exons. The record is from RefSeq and is a predicted model, not a curated record. Gene Ontology annotation, molecular function: ABC-type transporter activity; ATP binding; ATP hydrolysis activity. Bases 312 to 2369 code for a protein of 685 amino acids.